AUGGCUGCUUUCGGGAUCUUAAGUUACGAACACCGGCCAUUAAAGCGGCCCCGGCUCGGCCCUCCGGACGUUUACCCGCAAGAUCCGAAGCAGAAAGAGGAUGAGUUGACUGCCCUCAAUGUGAAGCAAGGAUUCAACAACCAGCCGGCUGUGUCUGGUGAUGAACAUGGCAGUGCCAAAAAUGUCAACUUCAACCCCUCGAAGAUCAGCUCAAACUUCAGCAGCAUCAUUGCAGAGAAGCUGCGGUACAACACGUUCCCGGACACAGGCAAACGUAAACCGCAGGUCAACCAGAAGGAUAAUUUCUGGCUCGUCACAGCAAGGUCCCAGAGCUCCAUCAAUAACUGGUUCACAGAUUUAGCCGGGACUAAACCUCUGACGCAGCUGGCUAAAAAGGUACCAAUCUUUAGCAAAAAGGAGGAAGUUUUUGGUUAUUUGGCCAAGUACUCUGUUCCUGUGAUGCGUUCAGCGUGGAUGAUUAAGAUGACCUGUGCAUAUCACGCUGCUAUCACCGAAACUAAAGUCAAGAAGAGGCACGUCAUUGAUCCUUGUAUAGAAUGGACACAGAUCAAAACUAAAUAUCUUUGGGAGCAACUUCAGAAGGUGGCAGAGUUUUACCGGCAGGUUCCCAGUCAGGGCUGCAGCUCGCCUCUUCCUGCCAUGCCGGCGGACGUGGAGACGGCCAUGAAGCAAUGGGAGUAUAAUGAGAAGCUGGCCAUGUUCAUGUUUCAGGAUGGGAUGUUAGACCGGCAUGAAUUCCUGACGUGGGUGCUGGAGUGUUUCGAGAAGGUCCGACCUGGAGAAGACGAGCUUCUCAGACUGCUCCUGCCCCUCUUGCUACAGUACUCAGGGGAAUUUGUACAGUCUGCCUACUUGUCGCGAAGACUGGCUUACUUCUGCACACGCCGGCUCAACCUGUUGCUAAGCGACGGGAGCCUGGGCCCCGGCACAGGAGGGCAUCCGGCCCAUGGCAUCUUGACACAGCAAGGCAGCGCCCUUCCCCCCACCCCGACCUCCCAGCCAGCAGGAGGGAACCAGCCCCAGACGCCUUUCACAGAUUUCUACAUCUGCCCGCAGCACAGGCCUCUGGUGUUCGGCCUCAGCUGCAUGUUACAGAGCAUAGUGCUGUGCUGUCCCAGUGCCCUGGUAUGGCAUUACUCUCUGACCGACAGCAGGAACAAGACAGGCUCACCUCUGGACCUCCUCCCCAUCGCCCCCUCAAGUUUGCCAAUGCCAGGAGGCAACAAUGCCUUUACGCAGCAGGUUCGUUCAAAGUUGCGAGAAAUCGAGGAGCAAAUUAAGGAGCGAGGUCAGGCCGUUGAGUUCCGAUGGUCAUUCGACAAGUGCCAAGAGACGACGGCCGGGUUCACCAUUGGGAGGGUUCUCCACACUCUGGAAGUUUUAGAUAACCACAGCUUUGAGAAAUCUGACUUUAACAACUCGCUGGAUUCGCUGUAUAACAGGAUAUUUGGUUCUGGUCAGAGUAAAGAUGGCCACGAGAUGUCACCUGACGACGACGCGGUGGUGACCUUGCUUUGUGAGUGGGCGGUGUGCUGUAAGCGCUCUGGCAGACACAGGGCGAUGGUGGUGGCCAAGCUGCUGGAAAAGAGACAGGCCGAAAUAGAAGCAGAGAGGUGUGGUGAGUCGGAGGUGGUGGAUGAGAAGGGCUCUGUAUCAUCCGGCUCUCUCUCCGCUGCCACCCUGCCGGUCUUUCAGGAUGUGCUGCUGCAGUUCCUCGACACGCAGGCCCCCACUCUGACGGAGCCAGGGAACGAGAGCGAGCGUGUAGAGUUCUCCAACUUAGUCCUUCUCUUCUGUGAGCUGAUCCGUCACGACGUCUUCUCCCACAACAUCUACAUGUGCACGCUCAUCUCCCGCGGCGACCUGGCCUCAGACUCCCACCUGCCUUGUCCUCGUUCCCCCAGCGACGAGCCCUCUGACGAAUCAGAGCGCAAAGAGCAGGAUGCAGGCAGCAGUGUGAAGAUGGAGGACACGGGGCUGUCUGAGUCAAUGGAAAUCGAUCAUAACUCCAGUGCUAAUUUUGAUGAGAUGUUCUCACCUCCGAUGCACUGUGAAUCGAAGGGGAGCCCGUCUCCAGAGAAGACUGCUCCAGAGGCAGACAGCAAGCCCAACUGUAAGGAUAAGGGCAUGGACCCUGCCUUUCCUCAGCUGUACGAGCAACCCCGUCACAUUCAGUAUGCCACUCACUUCCCCAUUCCACAGGAGGAAAGUGCCAGCCAUGAAUGCAAUCAGCGUUUAGUGGUCCUCUACGGUGUCGGCAAGCUGCGAGAUGAGGCGCAACACACCAUCAAAAAAAUUACUAAAGACAUCUUGAAAGUGCUCAACCGCAAAAGCACAGCAGAAACGGGAGGGGAGGAAGGACAAAAGAGGAAGAGGAGUAAGCCGGAGGCCUUUCCCACUGCAGAAGAUAUCUUCUCCAAAUUCCAGCACCUCUCCCACUUUGACCAGCACCAGGUCACCUCCCAGGUGUCCAGAAAUGUGCUGGAGCAGAUCACCAGCUUUGCCUUAGGGAUGUCUUACCACCUGCCGCUCGUCCAGCACAUCCAGUUCAUCUUUGACCUCAUGGAGUACUCCCUUAACAUCAGUGGCCUCAUAGACUUCGCUAUUCAGCUUCUGAACGAGUUGACUCUGGUGGAAGCUGAGUUGCUGCUUAAAUCUUCCAGCCUAGUGGGAAGCUACACCACUAGCUUGUGUCUGUGCAUUGUCGCUGUGCUGAGGAGAUACCACUCCUGCCUCAUCCUUAAUCCUGAGCAGACAGCACAGGUUUUUGAUGGGUUACACAUUGUGGUGAAGUCUGGUGUAAACCCGGCAGACUGCUCCUCUGCAGAGCGCUGUAUCCUGGCCUACCUGUAUGACCUUUACAUCUCCUGCAGCCAUCUUAAGAACAGUGAAUUCUGCUCUAAAGUGAAAAACUCCAUCUACUGUAACAUUGACCCAUCGGACUCCAACAUGCUUUGGGAUCCUGUGUUCAUGAUGGAAGCCAUUGCAAACCCCUCGGCCAGCAACUUCAACCACUCCAUGGUUGGCAAAAUCCUCAACGACAGCCCAGCCAACCGUUACAGUUUUGUCUGCAAUGUGCUCAUGGAUGUCUGUGUGGACCACCGGGACCCUGAAAGGGUCAAUGAUAUUGGGAUCCUGUGUGCGGAGCUGACGGCCUACUGCCGCUCCCUGAGUGCUGAGUGGCUCGGCAUUCUCAAGGCUCUCUGCUGCUCCUCCAACAACGGCAACUGUGGCUUCAAUGAUUUGCUGUGCAACGUCGACGUCAGUGAUCUGUCCUUCCACGACUCCUUGGCAACUUUCGUUGCCAUCCUCAUUGCUAGGCAGUGCUUGCUUCUGGAAGACCUGGUUCGCUGUGUUGCCAUUCCCUCCCUUCUCAAUGCAGCCUGCAGUGAGCAAGACUCUGAGCCGGGAGCCAGACUCACCUGUCGAAUCCUGUUGCACCUGUUUAAGACGCCGCAGCGCAACCCUGUUCCCCAAGAUGGCGUGAAGACGGUUGGUAUCCGGUCGUCUUGUGACCGCCAUCUUCUGGCUGCGUCCCAGAACAGCAUAGUUGUCGGAGCAGUAUUUGCUGUCCUCAAAGCUGUGUUCAUGCUGGGCGAUGCUGAGCUAAGAGGGUCAGGUCUGUCACAUCCUGCCGGGCUUGACGACAUACCUGGGGGCCGCAAUGUCUCCAUAGAAACCGCCAGCUUGGAUGUAUAUGCAAAGUAUGUUCUGAAGACGAUCUGCCAGCAGGAGUGGGUUGGAGAACGCUGCCUCAAGUCUCUGUCGGAGGACAGCAGCGCCCUGCAGGAUCCGGUGCUGGUAAACAUUCAGGCUCAAAGGUUACUGCAGCUUAUCUGCUAUCCUCACCGCCAGCUGGACAGUGAUGAUGGUGACAACCCCCAGAGACAGCGUAUCAAACGCAUCCUUCAGAAUAUGGACCAAUGGACAAUGAGGCAGUCGUCCCUGGAACUGCAGCUGAUGAUCAAACAGAGCACAAACAACGAGCUCUAUUCCCUUCUGGAAAACAUAGCUAAGGCCACUAUAGAAGUUUUCCAAAAAUCAGCUGAGAUGAACUCAAGUAACCUCUCAGGAAAUGGAGCAACAGUUCAGGGUGGCUCUGCAUCCAGUAACAACAGCACCACGAGCAAGAUGAAACCCAUUCUAAGCUCAUCAGAGCGGUCGGGUGUGUGGCUGGUGGCUCCAUUGAUAGCCAAGCUGCCCACCUCAGUUCAGGGACAUGUGCUGAAGGCAGCCGGAGAGGAGCUGGAGAAAGGACAGCACCUCGGCUCCUCUUCACGCAAGGAGAGAGAUAGGCAGAAACAGAAAAGUAUGUCUCUGCUGAGCCAGCAGCCGUUCCUGUCUUUGGUUCUGACUUGCUUGAAGGGGCAGGAUGAGCAAAGGGAAGGCCUUCUCACUUCCCUCUAUAGCCAAGUACAGCAGAUAGUCACCAACUGGAGGGAAGACCAGUUCCAGGACGACUGCAAGGCCAAGCAAAUGAUGCACGAGGCUCUGAAGCUACGGCUGAAUCUUGUCGGCGGCAUGUUUGAUACAGUGCAGCGAAGCACCCAACAGACCACAGAGUGGGCAGUGCUGCUGCUCGACAUCAUCAGCAGUGGCACGGUCGACAUGCAGUCCAAUAAUGAGCUCUUCACAACUGUGCUGGACAUGUUGAGUGUGCUCAUAAAUGGUACGCUGGCAGCUGACAUGUCCAGCAUCUCUCAGGGCAGCAUGGAGGAGAAUAAGAGGGCUUACAUGAACCUAGUCAAGAAGCUCAGGAAAGAGCUUGGAGAUCGGCAAUCAGAGAGUUUGGAAAAGGUGCGCCAGCUUCUGCCGCUGCCCAAGCAAACCCGUGAUGUCAUCACCUGUGAACCUCAGGGCUCGCUGAUAGACACAAAGGGCAACAAAAUUGCUGGCUUUGAGAAGGAGGGUCUUCAAGUAUCUACCAAACAGAAGAUUUCUCCAUGGGACGUCUUCGAGGGUCUAAAAUACUCAGCUCCUCUCUCGUGGGGCUGGUUUGGCACAGUGCGCGUCGACCGUAAGAUCACUAAAUUCGAGGAGCAGCAGCGUUUCCUGCUCUACCACACCCACCAGAAGCCCAAACCUCGUAGCUAUUACCUGGAGCCGCUCAAACUGCUUCCUGAGGAGGAGGAGCCUCUCACACCGGUCUCCCAGGAGCCGGACAAGAAGAUGAUGGAGACGGUGAAACAGGAGAAGAACGUGCAAGCUGUGCCCACCGAGUCAAAAGCAAAGAAAAGCAACAAGAAAAAGAGGACGUCGUCCACUAAAACCGAGGACUUUACAAACCGCACACCAGGUGGCGUGAACUACCCACCUAAUAUGGCACCGGAGCUGAUGCCCAGCCACCCCUACAACAGACAACAAUACAACCCCCAGACCAUGGGCAUGUACCCCCAGAACCAGCCUCUGCCCCCAGGUGGCCCAGGUUUAGAGCCUCCAUAUAGACCUACCCGCAACCCACAGAUGAACAAAAUGAUGACCGCUCGGAAUAGCUAUCCUGCCAUGAUGCCGGGCAUGCAGGGUAACAUGCCGGGCAUGAUGGGGCUGGACAAGCCGUACCAAAUGGCUUACAAGCCCCAGCCCAACAUGCCUCAGGGCCAGAUUCUGCGACAGCAGUUACAGGUCCGACUGCAGAAUCAAAACCUGAUGGGGCAGCAGAUUAGACAGAUGACACCUAACCAACCAUACAGUUCCAUGCAAGCAUCACAGAACAUAUCUCAGGGCUACACCACAAUUGGAUCACACAUGGGCAUGCAGCAGCAUCCUUCCCAAGGUGGUGGGAUAGUUCCGCCCUCAUAUGGGAACCAGAACUUCCAGGGCACCCAUCCUGGCACCAACCCGGCUACGGUGGAUCCUCUUAGGCACAUGCAGCAGAGGCCCAGUGGUUACGUUCACCAGCAGGCUCCAGGCUACGCCCACAGUAUGCAGAACGCGCAGAGGUUUGCCCACCAGCCCCUCCAGCAGAAUCAGAUCAUGCACCCUCUCAGUCACAUGGGACCCCAGGGAGUCCAUCCAGGAAUGAGGCCAAAUCAGAUGCUGACAGAUCAACAGCAGCAACAGCAACAUCAGUACCUCAGACAGCAAACACUCAGACAGCAGGCCCAAGUCCAGCAGCAGCAGCAGGUCCAGCAGCAGGUCCAGCAGCAGGUCCAGCAGCAGGUCCAGCAGCAGGUCCAGCAGCAGGUCCAGCAGCAGGUCCAACAGCAGCAGGUCCCCCCCCAGCAGCAAGUUCCUCAGCAGCAGCAGCAGCAGCAGGUGUCGGCGGUGCCCCCCCCAGGCCAGGCGCAGAACCAGGGCCUGAGCAUGCAGCCGCUGCCCCCCCAGCAAGCCAUGUUCCCACGACAGGGAAUGCAGCAGACCCAGCAGCAGCAGCAGACGGCCGCUCUGGUCAGGCAGCUGCAGCAGCAACUCUCAAAUACACAACCAGGACAAGGCCCCAAUUCAUUCUACUGA
Molecule: messenger RNA, 6474 nt
Organism: Menidia menidia (Atlantic silverside)
Lineage: Eukaryota; Metazoa; Chordata; Actinopteri; Atheriniformes; Atherinopsidae
Source: the annotation of a GenBank genome assembly